CAGACGUUGGCGGGAUGAGAGAGGAAUGGAUUAGAGACACUAAUUUGUAUCUAGAAUGCUAAAGGAGUCGACAUGGGAGCGAUUUUGAAACGGGUACAUUGUGGAAGAAGGCUGUCUGUGGAUAUGCCAAGACAAGAGAUAUUUUUCCUGAAUAAAUCGAGGUGAUUGGACCGCACAGUUUGGAGUCCAUGGCACGGUGCAGGUGUAGUGGAAGGGCCUUGUGCCUUUGUCUUCUUCCGUUUUUGAUGAUGAGUCAUCUCUUGGUGUAUAUUAUGGUGACCAUAUUUGUCGCCAUGUCCUACACACCCGAGCCUAAGCCUCUGCCUCUGCCUCUUCAUUUCAUAGCCCCCGGCACAUGGUCGAACUCGGGAGCUCUUGCAUCGCAUCCAAUGAAUGCUUUCUGGAACCUGCGUUUGGUAGAAGGGGCUUUGUGGAACCGCCUUCAGCACCUGAAGGACAGAGAAAACAAUCCCAUAUUGAGAGGUAACACCACAGCAGGCAGGGGUCCAGGCACUGAAAGUACCAGGAUGCAUGGAAUCGAUAGCUUUUCUCCAUGUAAACCUGAUCAUCUCUGGGCAUCUCAGCUGCCUGAUUUUAACACUAUGCCUGAGCAGAUGAAGGAUUUUGUCUUGUCCAUGCAUUGUCGGAAUUACACCCUCCUGAAGAACCAGCCUGAUAUGUGCAAUGGACAAGAUACAGAGCCAGGGACCCUUAUACUAUUUAUGGCAAUCAAGUCCCAGGUGGGAAACUUUGAGAACAGGCAGGCCAUAAGGGAGACAUGGGGGAAGACUGGAUGGGCAGAGGAGGAGGCAGGGGGGGAACGGUGGCAGGUGCGCACUGUCUUCCUGUUAGGAAGGCAGGACUUAACAACAGGUCCUCAUCCGGACCUUGAGGCACUUUUACAGCUAGAGAGCACACUUCAUAAGGACAUCCUGCAGUGGGAUUUUAGAGACACGUUCUUUAACCUCACCCUGAAGGACGUGCUUUUCUGGGACUGGCUCUCGGUGCACUGUCCACAAGCCCAUUACAUCUUCAAAGGAGAUGAUGAUGUUUUUGUCAGGACCGGUGCUCUGUUAGACUUCCUAAAGAAACAUCAUGCUCCUCUAGAAGGGACAAACAAGAAAGUAAAGGACGAUUUUCUUGUAGGAGACGUGAUACCAAAUGCAUGGCCGAGUCGCCAGCCCACGGCGAAAUAUUACAUCCCUGAGAGUUUUUAUAAAGGUGUGUACCCAACAUACGCAGGUGGAGGAGGAGUCGUCUACUCUUUCACACUGGCCAUGAGGCUGCGAGCAGUCUCAAACCGGGUCAAUUUGUUCCCCAUUGAUGAUGUGUACAUGGGGAUGUGUCUCCAGAGACUGGGUGUUUCACCGAGUCAUAAUCCCGGGUUUUUGACCUUCGAUCUACCUGAGGCGAGUAGAGAAAAGCCGUGUGCAUACCGCAAAGUACUACUGGUGCAUAAGCGUAGUCCCAGAGAGAUGCUUACACUGUGGAGAGACCUAAAAGCUCUUAUAAAAGAGUGCUAGUACAGAGACAGGAGGGGAAUGAAACGAUUUUCUCUGAUUUGCAUAUUACAUACUACAACUCAAAAGCUUAUAUUAAAAAAAACAAGCUAGAUUUGAAUAGUUACCAUCAGGUAUUUUCAUAUCAUUGGUGUAAUUAUUUGCAUAAUAAAUAGUUCACUCUGUGGUCUGUUUGGUUUGAUUAUUAAUGCUGGUUACUGAAGUCAUUAUGCAUGAGUAAUAUGUCAUAACAGAAUCAACCACUUUUGUUCAUUGCAAAGUGAUGUACCAAAUAUGUUAUGUUCUUUUUUAGUUUAUUGUAAUUUAAG
Molecule: messenger RNA, 1828 nt
Organism: Silurus meridionalis
Lineage: Eukaryota; Metazoa; Chordata; Actinopteri; Siluriformes; Siluridae
Product: N-acetyllactosaminide beta-1,3-N-acetylglucosaminyltransferase 2
Exons: 3
Coding region: 189-1523 (444 amino acids)
Cellular component (GO): membrane
Molecular function (GO): hexosyltransferase activity
Source: RefSeq, a predicted model, not a curated record